UGACUAACACUAAACUAAACUUAUCUCUGUAUCCGUCCUGGCAGGCACUGACAAGUCUCCGAGCGCCCCCGCGAGCCAACAGUCAGUGGACGCCAGCCAGCUGGCCUCAGACAGCCAGGAAGACGAUGAGGAGGGGGACACAACUUCUGACGAAGAGAGCGGCGAAGGCGGGAAAGACUCCACUACCCCAACAGCGAGCUCAGAAGAACAGACCAAUGCCCGCAGCCCCGAACGGCUGGAGACUGUGAAAGACCACGAAAACUCCGAGGAAAGCUUGCCGGUAAAAACAUCUCCGAGCCAAGGAAAUGACAUUGGAAGGCAGAGGAGAGGGAAAGAAAAAACUACCGCGGAUAUAUCCGCGCGAGUGUCCGUUAGCGCCGGCCAGCGGUUUAGUCCGGUCCCGGAGGAGCCAGCCCGAGGGUCCAGCCGCUCGGAGAGGCUUUCCGUCAGUUCAGGGAACGUGUCGAGCGGCAACACCAAGUACAAGUACUCGUCCCGCCUCACUUCUCCAGGAGGUCAUCCACUCCCGGCCGGCCUCGCUCUGCCCAAAUCUCUCGACUCUCACAUGCCUCUCCUCAUGUCGCCCAUGACCCUGCCCCUGACCUUGCUCUCCAAGCGGGGCGGAACCCCGGCUGGCAACAACCCGAUGAACGCUGUCGCGGCCAUGACCUACUUCCCUUCUCUAGACUCGUCUGCUGCCGAGGAGCAGCCGUUGGACUUGUCCAAGAAGUCGGACGCCCCGUCCUCCAGCAGGGAAAGGUCAGGCAAGACACGACCAUCUUCUUCCUCCUCCUCCUCCAAGCCAGAAGCGAGCAGUGACAGGACAAGUUCUUCAACCUCUAACGGUUUCUCCAGUUUACAAAGCCUGCAGCAGAGGUUCGGCGGAGAUUACCCGCUGGAACUGUCGCAUAAACCCGGGGCAACUGUCAUUCCUCUACAGCCCAGCGUUCUGCACAAGUCGGCGGGUCCCCCGCCACAUGCCGUACCCCUGCAGCCAGAGGCGCUACUGAAGAGUGCCGUGAGUGGCAAGUUCAAGGCUGGUGUCCGCAUGGACUGGCUGGAGAAACGAGAGAAAGAGACUGCAGACUCGCGAUCGCCGACGACAUCUCCACUGUCAAGGGCUGAGGGCUCGUCUCGCCAAGCGUCACCGUUGCUAGGAGACGAACAUCCGAGCCCCUUAGAGCUGGGCGGCAAGCAUACGAUCCAUCGGUGCUCGUGUCAGAGGUCAUUCAGUACGCUGUACGCCCUCAGCCUUCACCUCCAGGAGAGUGGUCACGUGCCUAGCUCAAACAAAGCUUCGUCUCUCAUGGACUACCCCAAGCUGGUGCGCGGACAGGACAUGUGGCUGAACCAGGAGUCUGAGCAGACGCGGCGCAUCCUGCGGUGCAUGCAGUGUGGCGAGUCCUUCAAGUCCCUGCCGCUGCUCACCGUGCACAUGAUGCAGACACAGCACUACACCAAGAUCGUCAGCUCUGACCACGGACGACGGUCGCAUAAAUGCUCCACCUACUGUGAUCGCGAGCUGGAUAAAGAGUGUAUAUUCAAAUGCAAGGUGUGCCACGAGGCCUUCUCCGAUAUGGAAGGUCUGGCCAACCACAUGAUCGUGUCGGGUCACCAUAAGAAGCAGUCAUCGCGACAAAUCCCCACUGCGGCUGCUCAUUUCCCGGAGCCAGCAUCUGCUGCAAGUUUGUCUUCCCUGGCCCGGCAAGGCAGGCGUAAGCGAUUUCUUCCUGAGGAGGCUGCUCUAAUGACAACUCCUCCAACAAUGAGCUCUUUACUGGACUACAGGCACAAGCCGUCCCCAGCGCUGCCCAGUAUGGCUCCUAUCAAUGGAAUCCACUGUCAGCCUGUCAAAAGCGCGGAGUCCAAGUCUCCGGACCCCCGGUCAGGAAAAGCUGUGUUGUGUGACAGCUGCGGCAAACACGUAGACGCACACGACUUUAACCCUCACGUUCGCGCCUGUCUCCGGCAGCGGGCUGAGGUCAUCGACGCCUUGAAGAGCAAACUGGCGGCAGAGGAAGCAAUUCUGUCCAGGUCAGAGAGCAAACUGCUGAGGUCAGGGUUCAGCUUGUCCUCUGUCACUGGCAGUGCCGAAGAGGCCGUUAUGAAACGAGAACCAAGGGCGUCAAGCGCUGCGUUAGUGGGAGACGAGUCGCCUCCUGCCAAGGUGUUAAGGGGCUCCCAGAGUAGUCCACUGGAUUUAGAUCUGAGCUCGGCGAGACUACAGAGAGAUAGGCCAGAGUCUCCUGUCCGGAGUCGCUCCGCCGAGCCAAGGAAAAUCAACUCAGCCUCGGAGAAGAGUGCUAAGGUUUGUGAUCUGAUUGAAGUGCCUCUGAAGAAAUGGUAUUGCCACGGGGAAGACGACAAUCUCCCAGCUGAACGUCAGGAAAGCAAGAGAAAGGACGAAUCUGUGGGAAGUGAAGUUCAGAAAGAAACAGACAUUAGCGUUGCUUCAAGAGAAGAGGGUCCCAGCCAUGAUGUGAUUAGUAAGAUAAAGAAAGAAAUACCGGAGGACGAACCUGCUUUGGACGAUGCAGGGAGUAGUGGUAGGUCGUCUUGCAGCCCAGAGGGAUCCCUCAAACGCAAACUACCAGAGCCGAACAGCAUCAGCAUACCUCAGUGUGCUGAGGUCAAGGUCGCCAGAAGCAGUAAGUUAAGCCCACAGGGGAAGAAAGAGAAUCCAGAAGAUUCUCUGGACUUUACGUCGUCCGCCUUGCACAAACUGGACAUGUUCUCCCGCGGCCUGCAGCUCUCCCCGCCCCACCACACCUUCUCCCCGGACACCCCCCUGCCCGGGCAGCACGGGAGUAAGACGGGCCGGAAAAGAGAUGUGCCUGGCGCAGGGGCCGGGCGGAAGGACCCUCUGAGUAAGUCCCCGCUCCCAAUGUCCACUUCUCCCUAUUCGCAUGGACAAAUAAAGACAGAAUCUCCAGGUCCUUCGAAAAAAGAAGUGACCUUUGACAUCAUUGACCCUAAUGCGGGAACAGAUAGAAGUGAGUCAUCCUCCUCGGCUUUGGAAGCUAUGGAAUCGUUUAUUCACAAAAGUUUCAGUGCCAAUUCGGAUAUUCGAUCUUCGAAUCUUGCAUCCAUGUUUAGUCCCUUUGGAAGUUGCUUCCCCUUACCUGGGUCUCUUCCCGGACAGAGUGGUCUCCCCACAGACCCGUCCGACCCCGCCCUCUCCUAUUUCACCAGAUUCUCCAAAUUCUUCAGGAUGAUCCCCGGCGCCAGCCCCCUCCCAGACCCCGCCACAGCCCACUUUCUGUCCGCCAAACACGGGAGAGUGCAGUUUGACGCCGCCAUGGCCUCUUCUUCUGGUGCGGACAAAGGCAAGAAACUGUCCAAUAAAACUUCUCUAUCUUCGCCAUUUCCCGCUUCGUUAUCAGCUGCAGCGUCGUCGUCCACUAUCAAAGUCCCAGUAGUUAAAUUUCCGCCCGACGGGCCGUCUCCACAUGGUUCUGCUAGUGCGGCAGAACUCGCGGGGCACAAACGGUUUUCUGACCAUGCGCCAGUUUCUAAACGCUACAAAUAUAGCACUCUGAAUUCCACAGAGAUGAAGGAACUUAGCCCGUACAUGGCUCACCAGAAGGCUGCUAUGUCUGCAGUUCGAUCUGAUGCGUGUCGUGAGGCGGCGCACGAAGAGAGUGUUCUACCAUCUACGAGUGAGCUCAAGUCUCGCUCGGAGGAGUUUCUCAGACAAAGACCGGGGGUUGCUGACAGGGACAUUCCCAGAUUGUACAAUGAGAAAUUUGAGGCUCCAGGUGUGGAUAUUGCAGAGAGGGAAACAAAUGAAAACACGAUCAAAGGCAAAAAAGCUACAGAAAACAAUGUUCUUCAGAAUGAAUCAAAGUCUGUUCAUGAUGACGUCGGGAACGUUAAGUCCGACAGAUUGUCCACGUCUAUAAAGUCCCAACAUGUUACUGAGUCACAGAGCUGUGUUAAGAAAGAAAUCCAAAGCAAAUCCAUAUCAGACGUGCCAAACCAUGAUGAGAGCAGAAAGGAGGAGAGUUCGGCUGCAAGAACAAAAUAUUCCCCAACUGAAGAUGAGGACAUGCCCCGCGAGGUCAAAACUGAGCCUACAGUCAGUGACGGGGAAGACCACGCCAGCCACAAUGGAGAAACUUACACUGAAGAAACUCCGAAGGAGCGAGAAUCGCCCACCGAAGAUUGUGAAUCUCGCGCUAAUUCAGACAAAGCUUCGAGCCAUGGCGAUUGUGGCUCACCCUCGGAGGAGAAAAGCCCAGACGACCAGACUGGCCCAGGUGGGAGACGGAGCAGACAUGCUGCUGAAAGUCCUAAAGGUAGUGGAGAAAGUAAAGAGAAGCUGAAUUCUGGCGGUGGCAAGAGGUUAGAGCGGGAGAGUAGUCAAGGGUCUAAAUGCUCUGAGGGGGAGAGUAAAGAUGAAAGUGUGGAAAAAGAAUUGGAAGAGACAGUUGUGGUGAAGGUGGAACCAGUUUCUGAGGAGAUAGAGGGGGGUGUGCCAGAAAAGAUUAUCAAUGGAGACAGAAGUCUUGGGAAAACGAACCCUGUAAAGCUGAAGAAAAACAGACAAAAGUACCUUGUGAGCAGCUCCCCUCCUGUGUCCAAGGCUGCUGAUAUGGGGCAAGCUGACUCUGAUACUAAUGAUGUGGACGAGGCUUCUAAAUGUUCCGAGCUCCAGUCUCGAUCACCCAACACGAAGAGAACUGACCUUAUUCCCCCCAGCUGCUGUGACAGCGAGACUGCCAGCUCUCCCUCUCGCUCACACACUCAGGACAACGUGGAGACUUCCGUAAACAGCGACGACGAAGUAGAGCAGGACCGCAAGAAGCGGUCUGCCUUAGACUCGUUGAGUUCCUUCGUGUACAGCCAGCCUCUCACCAGUGAGCAUCCGCUGGACAGCCUGCAAAAACUGCUCACCACCAACGACCUGGUGCCGUCUUCCAUAGACCCUCAACUCCUCAAACACACGGGGAUGUCUGCGUGUCAUUCUUUCUCCUCCGCGGCGACCGGCUCCAUCUCUUCCUCCCACGCAGCUUCGUCCACGUCGUCAAGCCAGGUAACGGCGUCAGGCGAACUUCCGGUCCCAGGCCCCCUCAACUUGUCCACGCGCGGCGCCUCCAGCACAGGGGGCUGCAGCAGUGAUGACAACGAUGACGGGGCGGAGGCGGCCGGGACAGAAGGGGGCGCCACCAGCGAAGGGGAGAUUACCGAGUAUAAAUGUGCAGCCUGCAAUAGGAGGUUCGCUUCCAAAGGCUCCUACCGGUACCACCUGAGCCGCUGUCAUUUGUCCAGCGUUAAGAAGUUCGGCAUCAAAGAAGCUUUCAACAUGAGUCCUUACGUUUACCUGCCCUUAGAUCACACGGCCAAGUUUUCCAAGUACUACCAGAUGGCCCAUGAACUAGCCAACAAAGGGAAAUAGAAGAGACUCGUUUUUGUGUGUGUCGUGUGUGUUCAAAUGGGGGCGCCGGCCAGUGAUCUGUGUAUGGAAGAUCUAAUCUGAUCACAUAAACAUUCAGAUCACUGCGUAGUUCACCAGGUGCUCUCAAUCUUCCGCAUAAUUAUAUUCUUUUCAUAAUCUGGCAUUGGAUUCCUGUUGGCAUGUAAGGCUGAAAGUCGUGCCAAAGAAAGACUGUGACUCGUACCAGUGAUUUUUCCAGAGCAGAUAUCAAUGUUUGAUCAAUCUCAGGAAAAAAAGGAUUUUUCACAACCAGUUACACAGAACUGCAGACGGCACAUAAGCGAUCAGUUGCAUGGAGUGACACGUAGCAUAAUUAUUUUACUUUGGCUUCCUGGUUAUGAGUGGAGCUCCAGCUCAUUUCGCUGUAAUAAUUAUGUGUGUGUGUGUGUGUGUGUGUGUGUGUGUGUGU
Messenger RNA from Aplysia californica (California sea hare), 5846 nucleotides. RefSeq lists its product as uncharacterized. Gene Ontology annotation, cellular component: nucleus. The record is from RefSeq and is a predicted model, not a curated record. The transcript has a single exon. Gene Ontology annotation, biological process: regulation of transcription by RNA polymerase II. The coding region runs from base 566 to 5398 and encodes 1610 amino acids. Gene Ontology annotation, molecular function: DNA-binding transcription factor activity, RNA polymerase II-specific; DNA binding. Lineage: Eukaryota; Metazoa; Mollusca; Gastropoda; Aplysiida; Aplysiidae.